This is a messenger RNA of Penicillium manginii, 2226 nucleotides long. Its product is annotated as SDA1 family protein. The record is from RefSeq and is a predicted model, not a curated record. Lineage: Eukaryota; Fungi; Ascomycota; Eurotiomycetes; Eurotiales; Aspergillaceae. Gene Ontology annotation, biological process: ribosomal large subunit biogenesis; ribosomal large subunit export from nucleus. Bases 1 to 2226 code for a protein of 741 amino acids. Gene Ontology annotation, cellular component: nucleolus. The transcript is spliced from 4 exons.
AUGGUGAAAAGAAAGCUUGGAGCCCUGGAAAAGGUCGAGGCUGACCUGCCUAACCUACAACACAAGAUUCGCAGAGAUCCCAAGUCAUACAUUGAGGAUUUCCGCGCGCAGCUCUACCAAUAUGAGUCGCACCGCGAAAUUUUCAUGGCCGCGCCUUCGGCCGCGACAGACACUGGAAUUAUCUCUCUGCGAGAGCUGAUUGACUUCAUCUCGCAUGUUGCCGACGCUUACCCGGAGAUCUUGAAGGACUUCCCGCAGCAGCUCAUCGAUAUGCUGAUGCAACACCACCUGGUGUUGGAGCCAGAGUUGAGAGAGAAGUUGGUCGGAAGUCUGGUGAUGCUGAAGAAGAAGGAUCUGCUCGAUUCCGCAACGCAUGUUCACCCAAUUUUCUCAUUCUAUCUUAUUUCUGGAAUCUAUGUUCUAACGAGUAUUCUGAAGAUCCUGUCUGAACUUCGGACUGCCAACACAAAGACGAAGAACCACAAACUCAACCGCACUAUGCAGACCGUCCUUUUUAACCUAGUCUCAUCUGAUCGCACCAGCUCCAAGGCACUCUGGGCCAUCAAAUUGGUCAGAGAGCUGUGGAAGCGUCAAAUCUGGACCGACGCCAAGACAGUCGAGAUUAUGAAGGAAGCAAGUUUGUCCGAGAACGAAAAGGUCAUCAUUGGAGGUGUCCGCUUCUUCCUCGGUGGCGACAAGGAGCGCGAGGAGGCCGAGGAUGAGAGCAGUGAUGACGAUGUCGAUGUCGGUCGUAUCAGGCACCAGCUUGGUAUCAACAAGAAGACCAAGAAGAAGGCCCGUGUAGCUGAGAAGGCCAUCUCCAUUCACAAGAAGAAGGAGAAGAAGAAGAAUCAACCGCACCCUCUCAACUUCUCCGCGCUCCAUUUGCUGCACGACCCCCAGGGAUUCGCCGACGCUCUGUUCACCCGGCAUUUGCAGACCUCCAAGGCUAAGCUGAACCUGGAGAACAAGCUCAUUGUCUUGCAACUGGUGUCUCGUCUUGUGGGUCUGCACAGGUUGCAUAUUAUGUCGCUCUACUCCUACUUCCAGAAGUUCCUCACCCCUCGUCAACCUUCCGUCACCUCAUUCUUGGCAUCUCUGGCCCAGGCGACCCAUGACCUGGUUCCUCCUGAUGUUCUUGAGCCUCUUGUUCAGAAGAUUGCCAACGAGUUCGUUUCUGAGGCCUCUGCUGGAGAGGUAGCCACCGCCGGUCUGAACGCCAUUCGAGAGAUUUGCGUCAGGCAACCUCUGGCUAUGAACGAGACGCUGCUGCAAGAUCUUGUCAUGUAUAAGAAGAGUAAGGACAAGGGUGUCAUGAUGGCUUCGAAGGGUCUUCUCAGUCUGUACCGGGAUGUUGGCGCGUCGAUGCUCAAGAAGCGGGAUCGUGGCAAGGAAGCCUCCAUGGGUCUCCGUUCCGGCGACAAGCUUGCCAAGCGAUUCGGUGAGCAGGAGAGCGGUGGUAUCGAGGGCCUUGAGCUGUUGGAGAAAUGGAAGGAGGAGGAGCGCCGCAAGAAGCGUCGCGAGAUGGGACUUCCUUCUGACGGUGAGGAUGACGAGGAGGAGGAUGAAGAAAACAACUGGGCCGCCUGGAACGUCGAGGAUGAUGAGGACAGCGAUGAUUCUGGCGAUUGGGUCAACGUCCAAAGCGAUGUUGAGAUCGAUCUCAGUGACUCCGAGGACGAGGGCAAGGCCCCUCCCAACAAGAAGAACAAGCAAGAUGAGGAAACCAAGAAGGACGCUGCAGCUGAUGCAUUGAGUGAAUUUUCCAAACUUGCCACCACAAAGAUUCUGACUCCUGCGGAUCUGGCCAAGCUUGCCGAGCUCCGUGCUGAGGCUGCUGUCGGUGCGGCUCUUCCAGGAUCGAAAUCUCGUCACGCCCAGGCCGCCGCUCGUCACAAUGAUGACCCCUUGACUGCAGAGGAGAUUGAGGGUCUCGCGCGCUUGUCUGCUGCUAAGCAGACGCGUGAGGAGCGUAUUGCUCACGCCCGUGAGGGCAAGACGGAGCGCUCCGAGCACAAGAGCAAGGAGGCUAAGCGUAAGGAGCGCAAGGAGGAACAAGGAAAGAGUAGCACGAACAAGGAAAAGGCUCGCCGGAAGAAUUUCCUGAUGACUAUCGGUAAGGCGAGAAGUAAGAACAAGCGCAGUUUGGUGGAGACGCGUGCUGUGCUCAAGGCGCAUCACGACCGACAGAAGAGAGGUGGAAAGAGAGGUAAUAUUGGAAAUUAG